Molecule: messenger RNA, 1600 nt
Organism: Bufo bufo (common toad)
Lineage: Eukaryota; Metazoa; Chordata; Amphibia; Anura; Bufonidae
Gene: NABP1
Product: nucleic acid binding protein 1
Exons: 6
Coding region: 220-843 (207 amino acids)
Biological process (GO): double-strand break repair via homologous recombination; response to ionizing radiation; mitotic cell cycle checkpoint signaling
Cellular component (GO): SOSS complex
Molecular function (GO): DNA binding
Source: RefSeq, a predicted model, not a curated record
CCUCCUUCGAACAACUCCAUUCUAGCAUCUACAAACCUCCAUUCGGGAGGCAUUUGUGCCUUGACUUUUGGAAGUGUCCGUCUUUGAGGUAGAGGAGCAGCUUCUGGGAUCGUCCUCAGGAGUUUCAGGCUCCACGAUAGAGCACUUGUCAGUCUAGGUGCAGCUGCUUGUAGAGACCCCUCUGAAAUAAGUAAUGCUUUGUGCUGCUCAUAAAUCGCCAUGAAUGUGCUAAACGACUCAUGCGUGUCCAUUAAAGACAUUAAGACCGGGCAGAAAAACUUAAAUGUCAUCUUUAUUGUCCUGGAGAUAGGCAGAGUUACAAAAACUAAAGAUGGUCAUGAAGUGAGGUCCUGCAAGGUGGCAGAUAAAACGGGCAGCAUCACAGUCUCAGUGUGGGAUGAAAUUGGAAGCCUUAUUCAGCCAGGAGACAUAAUUCGCUUAACAAGAGGGUAUGCAUCAAUGUGGAAAGGAUGUCUAACACUGUAUAGUGGAAGAGGAGGGGAACUUCAGAAAAUAGGAGAAUUUUGCAUGGUGUAUUCAGAAGUGCCAAACUUUAGUGAACCAAAUCCAGACAUUGCCAACCCACAACAGAAAGCAAAUCCAAAUAAAACUGUGCAUAUGGAUCAAAGCAGUAACUCCCCACCAAACACAGGUAAUGGGCCACAGCAUGUGCCAGGAUCUUUAAACUUGUUUCCUAAUCAUGCGCCUUCAUAUAGUAACAAUGGUAGAACAAAUGGGCGUGGACCCAUAAACCAGCAGACAACUGCUCCACCGGCUAAUCCUGCUCAGCCAACAGUUUCCGCCAUCAGCAAUGGAAAAGACCCAAGAAGAGCAAAGAGAUGACAUGUAUAUGCUAAUGUGUACCCUGCUAAAUGACAUCCCACACUCUUUAAGUUGUCAGCAGCCUGUGGCUUUCCAGUUAUGGCUGAACUACACUUUCUAGCAUGACCUGCCAGGACACAGUGGGAGUUGUAGUUCUGCGACAGCUGGAGAGCCACAUUGCAGACCACUGCUCUACUUGAACACUUAGUGCACUUUUAUUUAUGGUUAAUGUGAAGAGUUUGAUCUCUUAACCUAUUUUGUAUCUCAUAGUUGCGUUUCCAGAUGGUAUAUCCAAUUGCUGAGUAAUCAUCAGGAGAAUAUUGAUGUAUAGAAUUUUGAUGAACUGCCACACUGGACCAAAUUGGACUUGCAGAGUGAAGUCUGCAUUCACCUGGGGAUUGCAGGGAACAUUUAUUCUCCUUAAUUAUGCCCAAGUUCACACUUAAAGGUGUUGUCCCAGUUUUUAUUUCUUCUUUAAAUUCCACAUCCAACAGGACCUGUGAAGGGAAGUAUACUUACCAUGUCCCUGCUGUUCUGGCUCUGAGGGUCCCAGGCUGCCUUGACUACACUUCUGGUCAGCUCUGCAGCCACUGAUGUGCUGCCUGGAGAUGCAUCACCACUGAGGCCAGUCAAUGGCAGCAGCGCCACAAAUGACCCAGUCUGUGCAGGAAGGGGACAUUUGGGGACCGGAAGUGGAAUAAACAUGGAGCUGGAAUCCAGCAGCAGGGAGCAGAUAAGUAUACUUUACAGUUUCCACUAUGUGGGGGAAUUACAAAUU